Molecule: messenger RNA, 915 nt
Organism: Prunus armeniaca (apricot)
Lineage: Eukaryota; Viridiplantae; Streptophyta; Magnoliopsida; Rosales; Rosaceae
Source: the annotation of a GenBank genome assembly
AUGGCGGGUGUACUUCCUUCUUCAUCAACUCUCUCUCUACUGGCUUCACUCAACUUGCCUUAUCAGAAGCCAUCGUAUUCUAGCUGUUUCAUCUUAAGCACCCGAAAGAGUCCUCUUGUUCAAUGCAAGGCCAAGAAGAAAGUUAGCUUCACAGACCAAAUUCUUGAUUAUAUUGAAGGGGGUCCCAAGUUAAGGAAAUGGUAUGGGGCACCUGAGCUUCUGCCUAAAGAUGGAACAAAUGUUGAAGAAGAUGAUGAAUUCCCAGAAGGAGAAGAAACUAGGGAUGCUGUUUUGGUAACUGAUGGAGAUAAUGAGAUGGGUCAGAUGGUAAUAUUGUCAUUGAUUGUCAAAAGAGCUCGAAUAAAAGCACUGGUGAAGGAUAAGCGGGCUGCACUUGAAGCAUUUGGGACUUAUGUUGAGUCAAUGGCUGGAGAUUCAAGGGACAAGCCAUUUCUAAGGAGAGCUCUAAGAGGAGUUUGCACAGUAAUAUGCCCAAAUGAAGGCUUCUUAUCUACUGUUGGGAGCUUGAAAGGCGUCAAACAUGUAAUUCUCUUAUCUCAGUUGUCUGUUUACAAAGGUGCCAAUGGCAUUCAAGCUCUCCUGAAAAGCAAUGCAAGAAAAUUGGCUGAGCAAGAUGAAUCAAUACUGGUGGCCUCAGGAAUCCCUUACACCGUGAUCCGGGCUGGCUUGUUGCAAAAUUCUUCUGGUGGAACUCAAGGUUUUAGCUUUGAACAGGGUAGUUCAGCAAAAGGAACUCUUAGCAAGGAGGAUGCUACCUUUAUUUGUGUGGAAGCAGUUGAUGCAGUCCCCCAGAAAGGCUUCAUAUUUGAGGUGGUCAAUGGAGGUGAGAAGGUUUCAGAUUGGAAAGAAUGUUUGAACAGAUUGAUGGAGAAAUCGGAACAGCAACUUCAAUAA